Messenger RNA from Amphimedon queenslandica, 1408 nucleotides. RefSeq names its product RISC-loading complex subunit tarbp2-like. NCBI's taxonomy places the organism in Eukaryota, Metazoa, Porifera, Demospongiae, Haplosclerida, Niphatidae. Gene Ontology annotation, biological process: regulation of regulatory ncRNA processing; siRNA processing. The record is from RefSeq and is a predicted model, not a curated record. The transcript has a single exon. The coding region runs from base 51 to 1253 and encodes 400 amino acids. Gene Ontology annotation, molecular function: siRNA binding; double-stranded RNA binding. Gene Ontology annotation, cellular component: RISC complex; RISC-loading complex; cytoplasm.
GUGGGUGUGUCAACAAAGCAAAGGGGGAGUGGUCAAAAGAAUAUUCUAAAAUGGCUUCCAAUGCUAUGGUAGAUUUGAAUGGCUACUGUACCAAGAAUCGACUGAAAAUAGAGGAGAACUAUGAAUAUACGGGUCCCUCACACUAUAGGCUGUAUGUAUGUACACUGACAGUACGUGGGCAGGAUAGUGGUAGAGCGCCAGUAACUGGUAGAGGAGAAGGGAAGAAUAAGAAAGAGGCCAAAAUGAAAGCUGCCCAAGACAUAAUGACGAAAAUAACUGAUGAGGAGGUAGAAGCUACUGAUUUAGAGGCUAUACCUUCACCAAAGACACCAGAAGGACCUAAUUAUAAAGUACACCUUCAAGAGUAUUGCCAGAAAAAAGGUUUGGGUAUACCAUCGUAUUCUGUACUAAGAGCUACAGGCCCAGCUCACCAGCUCCAGUUUGAGAUAAAGUGUACUGUGUAUCGGUGUUAUGAAGAGCUCAUUGGGGAGGGAGUGGGGGUUGGGAACUCUAAGAAGGUGGCAGAAAUAGAAGCAGCAAAGAAGGUCUUUGACUUCCUAAAAACUGAAAACCCUCAGCAUGAAACCAUUGCACUGACUCCAGGAGAGACUGAGACUCCCCCUCCCUCUCCUGUGGUUGAAGGUAACAAUAAGAACAAGCUACAAGAACUCUGUCAGCGAAACGGCUUUGAAAUACCAAAAUACAUAAAGGUAUCACAGACAGGACCAUCCCAUUCCAUGGAUUACACUGUCAAGUGUCGCGUGAUGGACAGUGAAGAUGAGUUAGUAGCAGAGGACAAAGGGUUUGGAAAAACAGUCAAAUCUGCUGAAAUGGAAGCAGCUGGUAAAGUAAUUGAAAAAUUAACGAAAGUACUUCAUCUAUUGGAGAAACUGGAGGAGGGGGAGAAGGUGGAGCAUCUAGACCUGUCUGUUAUGAAGACGUUGAGAGUAGACAGGGAGGAGUCUAUGGAGUAUGCUAGUAUUGAGGAUCUGACUGACAUUAUAAUGUCAUAUAAUUGCAGCACACCUCAGUUUAUUGUUCAGGAGACAGAUCCUGUGGAUAAAGAUGAUCCCUCAACAAUGCAGUACCUGUGUCUUGCUCACAGCACUGUAGGUGACGGAUUCACUAACAAUACUGGAUAUGAUACUAACAAGAUGCCUGUUGUAGGCCAUGGGUCCUCUCCUUUAGAAGAAGAUGCUAAGAAGUUAGCUUUGAAUGAUCUUCUACACAAUAUCAAACAGCUGCAGGCCUGACUGAUGGAUGUGUUAACAUUUAAAUAUAUAUUCUGAUCCUUGCUUUGGGUUAGUAAGACCACAAUAAUAAUUAUUAGUGCUAUAAUUAUAAUUAAUAAUUAUUGUUCAAUAAUACUUUAUGCUGUGUAAACACUGUUUAUGAUUAAUUAAGGAGA